Molecule: messenger RNA, 1559 nt
Organism: Pichia membranifaciens NRRL Y-2026
Lineage: Eukaryota; Fungi; Ascomycota; Pichiomycetes; Pichiales; Pichiaceae
Exons: 1
Coding region: 67-1491 (474 amino acids)
Molecular function (GO): nucleosome binding; histone binding
Source: RefSeq, a predicted model, not a curated record
CACAGCGUCAUUUCAGGCUCCAAAAGACUUCAGGAAGAGCCAUUUGCAGCAGAGAGAGCACACUUGAUGAAUCUAGCCGGAGGAAAGCUACAGGGCUUGCCCAAGGCUCUCAGAGAGAAGGUAGAGAAGAUCGUGCACGAGGCUCCUGCCAGUGAGGAGGUCUUCGAAGCGGUGAUAGAUCACUUCCAGCAGCAGCAGCAGCAGGACAAUCCAAAGAGAAAGAAGCUGGAAAGCGGUGUGCAGCACCCUCUGGCGCCGUCUGCGGCCACGAUAUCGUCCCUAGAGGGCACAAACAUCAUGCUACAGCUACCGGAUCUCUCGAUCCAGUCGCCGUUGCGGAAGAGACUCAACUUGCUCUUCGGAGCGGUCAAGGGCGAGAAGAAGGCGUAUCUGGCGUUGACAAAGUCGCUGGAGGCCAAGCCUGAACUCCUCUUGCGGUCGUUGAGUCCUGACAACAUCAAGUUUGCAGCGAUCCUGAACGUCCCGGAAAAGAAACCGCUGCGGUACCUGCUCGUCGACUACAUCCACAACGACGGCGACGUCUUCAAGAAUGAUCCGCUCUUGAUCCAGUUCAACAACGACCAGCUUGAGGAGCAGUUUGGUUCCAUCUUGAGCGGGAAGACGUUUGUCCAGUAUCUCACGUCGCAGCUGUCCUUAAUCGACUUCAAAGUGUUUGACUGCACGUCCCACGACGAAACCUUCUCUGUCCAGGCCUACAAGGGCAACAGGGAGGGAUACCUCUAUUUCUUGCCGAACCACGUCAUCUUCGGAUUCAGGAAACCGAUCCACAUCUUCAACUCGACGGACAUCGAGAGUAUAACGUACAACUCGAUCACAAGACUGACCUUCAACGUGCUCCUAGACGUGAGGAUACACGGCAUGGUAGAGAAGUACGAGUUUAGCAUGAUCGACCAAAAGGAGUUCGAAAAUAUCGACAGUUACGUGAAGACCAAGGAUGUCAGAGACAACUCCAUGGCCGACGAACACAAGGCCCAGAAACAGCUCAAAAACAAUACAGAGGCUCCAAGCGACCUUGCCGAAGCCGCCAAGUUGGUUCCGGGCGGAGAACAGUUGAUUCCUUCGGGCGGCGUUCCUGGCGUUGCCCAUGGCCAAGAUGACGACGAGGACGACGAGGACGAUGACAACUACCACAUCGGUGAUAGUGACGACGAUCAUAGUGACAACAGUGGACCAGAAGACAAUAUGGAGGAGGAGGAAGCCAACGACGAAGAUGGGCACAACAUCGGCGAGCAAGAUGAUGAAGACGAUGAAGAUGACGACAACUACGACGAUAAUGGCGAAGAAGGAGAUGAUGAUGAUCUUGUCGGCCACGAAGACGAUUACACUACGGGCUUCACCCCUGGCUCAAUUGUGGGGCUCGACAGCUUCGGUGCCUUCGAUGAGAAUUUACAGGAAGAGCUCCAAGACCUUCAGAAGGAUAUGAACAUAGAUAUCAAUGAACUACGGAAGGAAGGAUAUAUCGAUAUGUAGAAUAGUGUAGUAUAUCUCUGUAUGCUUGGUCCCAAAAAUCAGGCUAAUAAAACUAAUUUAUCGCAAAG